CUUAUAUGUAUUUUUGCGCCGCCGUUGAAAUUAUUACCUACUACCACCGCCCCCAAUCGCAGCACCCAUCACCACCACCAGAUUACCAUUCCUUCCUCACAGCAACAAUUUCAACCUAUCGAAAACAGGAAACACUCUCCCAAACCAGCUGCGCCGACUUCCCGUCAGCAACCGUCCGAUAGACAUGGCGGCAUCAUCAUCGCCGUCCGUUGGGACCGCACCUAAAUGGGCUCAGAAGACUGUUACCAUACCCGGAAAGAGACGAGGCUGCCAUGACGUCACCUCUCAGAUUCUGAAGGAGAUUGCGACAGACCUGUCAGGCUUUAAGUGUGGCCUUGCCCACUUCUUCUUGCAGCAUACAAGUGCUUCCCUGACUAUAAAUGAAAACUAUGAUCCUGAUGUCCGACAUGACACAGAGACAUUUUUAAACCGAAUAGUUCCGGAGGGAAGUUCUGCACCAUGGAGACAUACUCUGGAAGGUAAAGACGAUAUGCCUGCACACAUUAAGUCGUCUAUGUUUGGCUGCUCCCUCACGAUACCCAUCACAGAUGGAAGAUUGAACACUGGAACUUGGCAGGGUAUAUGGCUGUGUGAACAUCGUGAUGCUCCUACUCCACGCAAAGUCGUGGUUACUCUUAAUGGGAUGUAAGAGUUUGCAUUCUGCCAAACACCUUUUCUAUUAUCUGGUGAUAAAUUUGCUUUGUAGUUAACUGUUUUCCCUCGAACAAAAACUGUUUUCCCUCGAACAAUAUAUCUAUAAAUCUCGACUCUCACUUAUCUCCUUACUGAGUAAAAAUUAUUUAUUAGUGAUUUGUGGGUGUUGAAUAGAUUGAAGCUCACAAUGAGCUUGCCAUGAUUUAUCAAAAGGAGAUUGAAGAAUGUUUAACAAUGAUAUGUGGUCUUAUUAUUUUUUAAUUAACAGUCUCG
Messenger RNA from Striga asiatica, 927 nucleotides. Lineage: Eukaryota; Viridiplantae; Streptophyta; Magnoliopsida; Lamiales; Orobanchaceae. The record is from the annotation of a GenBank genome assembly.